UUGGCUGUUCGACCUACGCUCUCAAGAUUAAGUAUCAUGUCAAAACCUGCACCGCGCACGCGAGUUGCCUACUUCCGCACAUCUUCGACGCCCGAGAGGGGCUACGAGAAGACACGCAAAGAUAGAGAGAGAUUUCUGGAAACAUAUGUACGCCAGUCUCAAUCACUAGGCAUAAAUAACGAUACGCCUCGUCAUUACUUCUACUUCACCGUUUUCACCAAAGAUGACCAACAAAUCCUUGACAUCCUGAUCGACAACUUCCCCUCACCUCCCCAGACCCGACCUGAGAUAUAUCGACAUCUCAUGUGGGGCGUCUUGAAAUCCGACAUCCACCUCCACACAUCAUCCGCUUACGCAGAAUCCGCCAACGGCCGCAGAACCCUCCAACGCUGCCUCGCCUCAGGCUUCUCGCCAACCGUUCACGACUCCUCAGACAUCGACUGCGAUAACGACCUCCUCGAGCAAUGCGACUACGUUAUCGACAUCAACUAUCUUCCAUACCAAGACCUCAAUUGGUUCUGGCAGUUUGCGCGUCCCGGAAUCCGCCAGGACAACAUGCUCAGCAACCCCAAAUACCGCGUCAGCCAACACGACAUUAGCAAAAAAGGCCUAGCUGGUCGUACCAAGUUCUCAAUCUGGGGCCACAACUCCGGAUGCUAUCAUGGAAACUACGAUUGGGGUUGUCGAGGCUGUGGGGGGAAGUGUAAGAGGGGGAGGUGUAAGGUUAAUCCGCAGCCUGAGAGGGUUGUGCCGGAGACAUAUAGGCUGCCGGAGAAGGGAAGUACGGACUCGAAGUGGAAGGAUUUAACAGCUACAGAUGUUUUGUACCGUUAUCGACUUCAACAUUACCCUCAAGCGCCGGGGAAGUGGCAUAAAGGGAGGGAUGAUUGGGGGAGUGUUGAUACGUUUAGUGAUGAUUGAAGGAAUUGAUGUUGGAAUACGUGGGUUUGGUGGCUGCGUUACAUUGAGGGAAGGGAAUAUGAAGAAAAGUCAUGAUUGGUGUUGAGACCAGCAUUCUGAAGUUGGUUCCCUUGGUGGUUACUCCCUUCUUCAU
This is a messenger RNA of Macroventuria anomochaeta, 1054 nucleotides long. RefSeq lists its product as uncharacterized. The transcript has a single exon. The coding region runs from base 37 to 921 and encodes 294 amino acids. Lineage: Eukaryota; Fungi; Ascomycota; Dothideomycetes; Pleosporales; Didymellaceae. The record is from RefSeq and is a predicted model, not a curated record.